UGACUUUGUGGCUGUGUUAACUAGUGACGACCGGCUAACUAGCUGCACUGCGGUUUGCUACUAGCUGUUACUGCACCCGGAUGCAUUUUCGAUAUCAUAGCUAGCUAUGGUUUGGAGACCGCGUCUAUCCUGCACUUCCCAAUGAAAUCUGAUUUAUGUGUUUUCGGAAGUUUUUUUUCAGAGGAAAAUAACAACAAGAUGCUUUCAUGGGACUACAGAUGCCGAUGCCUUUGGGAUUGUAUUGCAUGAAGCAUAAUGAGGGUGUAUUGAAAAACAGGACAGAACCUUAAUGUUAACAUUUGGAGGUGCUGAAUCUGCAUACUUUUGGGGGAAGAAGAUCUGCAUAAAAUGGAGAUGGAGGAAACAUGCGUUGUUAGAAAGAAUAUAGUCGAUUUUUAACCUCAGGCCAAAUCUUAUUGGUCUUAAAUUGUGUAUUGGGAAAAAGAUAUCAUAUAUAAAGAUGACUUCAGAAGGAUACCAGUACAGAGCACUGUAUGACUAUAAAAAGGAGAGGGAGGAGGACAUUGAUUUGCAUGUAGGCGAUAUACUUGUGGUGAGCAAGGGUGCUCUGCUGGCCCUAGGCUGCCCUAAUUGGGCUGAAGAAAAACCAGAUGAGAUUGGGUGGCUGCCAGGAUUCAAUGAGACAACUCAUGAAAAAGGUGACUUCCCCGGGACUUACGUUGAGUUUGUGGGAAGAAAAGUAAUUUCACCACCAACACCAAAACCAAGGCCACCUAGGCCUCUUCCUUCCACAUCAGAUCUAGCCAGGACAGAUUCAGAAUCAGAGGGCUUCAUGUUGCCAGAUCUGCCAGAACAGUUUGCUCCUCCAGAGACUGCAUCACCCAUCCUGGUCAAGCUUCUGGAGGCAAUAGAAGGCAAAGGUUUGGAAUGUCCAACCCUUUAUAGAACUUUCACAGCAGCUUCUGGGCUGGAUAUGAGACAGUUCACUGACUGUGAUUUGGAGCCUUUGGACCUACAGUCGCUAUGUGAUGGCCUUUGGAGAUACCUGCAGGAUUUGCCUAAUCCAGUUGUUCCCACCUCUCUCCAAAGUGAGAUGAUUCAUGCAGCACAGGAGGUAAAGGAUCCAAAGGACUGUGCCCAGUUGUUGCGCAGAAUAGCCAGCUCAUCUAACCAUCCGCCCCAAUACUGCCUCACGUUCUACUGCCUCAUCAAACAUUUCUGCCGGAUUUCUCAGAACACCAGCAAAAACCAACUCUGUGUCAGAGACUUGGCGGAAAUCUUUAGCCCUGUGCUUUUCAGGCUUCAACCAGCAAGCUGUGAGGCCAGCCUGGAUUCCCUUAUCAAGAUUCUAGAGAUCUUGGUCAACAGUGAAUUGAGUGAAACCCAGGCUGCUCCAGCUUUGCCCCCGAAACCACCAAAGGCCACUACCCCAGUUCCAAACAACGGGUUCAACAACAACAUGGCCUUGCAAGACGGGGAGUGGUACUGGGGAGACAUCUCAAGGGAGGAGGUGAAUGAGAAGCUGAGAGACACAGCUGAUGGUACGUUUCUGGUCCGAGAUGCAUCCACCAAAAUGCAUGGAGACUACACACUGACUCUGAGGAAAGGAGGAAAUAACAAACUGAUCAAAAUAUUCCAUCGGGAUGGGAAAUACGGCUUCUCGGACCCACUGACAUUCAACUCGGUGGUUGAGCUCAUCAAUCACUACAGACACGAGUCCUUAGCCCAGUACAACCCAAAGCUGGACGUGAGACUGCUGUACCCAGUGUCAAGGCUCCAGCAGGACCAGGUUGUUAAAGAGGACAACAUUGAAGCUGUCGGUAAAAGGCUGCAGGAGUACCACCUUCAGUUCCAGGAGAAGAACCGAGAGUACGAUCGUCUGUACGAGGAGUAUACAAGAACAUCACAGGAAAUUCAAAUGAAGAGAACGGCCAUUGAGGCAUUCAAUGAAACCAUUAAGAUCUUUGAGGAGCAGUGCCAAACCCAAGAGCGCUAUAGCAAGGAGUACAUUGAAAAGUUCAGGAGAGAGGGUAACGAUAAAGAAAUCCAGAGAAUCAUGGGAAACUACGACAAACUGAAAUCGAGAAUAAGUGAGAUUGUGGACAGCAAACGGCACCUGGAGGAUGAUCUGAAAAAGCAAGCAGCGGAUUACAGGGAGAUCGAUAAGAAGAUGAACAGCAUCAAACCUGAUCUAAUUCAGCUCCGCAAGACCAGAGACCAUUACCUAAUGUGGCUGACACAAAAGGGAGUGAGGCAGAAGAAGCUGAAUGAAUGGUUGGGUAUCAAGAAUGAAAACCCAGAGGAUGAGUACUCAAUGGUUGAAGACGACGAGGACCUCCCACAUCAUGAUGAACGUUCGUGGAGGCUAGGCAACAUCAACCGGCUGCAGGCAGAAGCUCUGCUCCGGGGGAAGAAGGACGGAACAUUCCUGGUCCGGGACAGUAGCAAAGCUGGCUGCUACGCCUGCAGUGUUGUUGUUGAGGGUGAGGUGAAGCAUUGUGUUAUCAACAAGAGUCAUACGGGCUAUGGAUUUGCAGAGCCAUAUAACCUGUAUGGUUCCCUAAAAGAACUAGUCCUGCAUUACCACCACACGUCACUCGUACAGCACAAUGAUUCUUUAAAUGUCACGCUCGCCUACCCAGUUUACACACAGAAGAGGCGGUGAGGAACUCGUGGGGAGGACUUGGACUUCAUGAUGGGCAAUCAAGAUGAUUUCUUUGGAAAUGCAAAUGCCAUCAAUUAAAAAAGGGAAACAUUGGUACAGGUGUUUGACAUUUUGGAAAUUUCAAAAAUCAGGAGAUGGUCCUCGUUUAAUAUUUUUUUGUGUUUUUUUGUGCUUUUUCCUUUGGAUAGCCAUGAUUACAUAUGUGUGAGUGAGCAUGGUAUGUGUAGUCAAGCCUACUAAUUGAAAAAGGAGGAGAGACUUGAAGCAGCAUGUGACAUUUUAAGACAGGUUUUUCAGACACAGAUUAAGCCUGGUCCUGGGCUAAAAUGCAUGGUCAAUGGAGAGUCUCCAUUGAAAUUGCUUUUUAGUCCUGGACUAGGCUUAAUCUGUGUCUGGGAAACCUCAUUUUCAGUGUUUGCAUUUAACUGAAAUGUUUGGCAUUCAAUACCAAAGUCUUCAUUCAACAUCCUGACACUGUCAAGUGUAAGUUUUUGUUGUGCUAUGCAAUGCUGUCUGCGUCCUCAGAAUUAAUAUGUACCCUAAAUAUAUUUGUUUUUGUUUUUUUAAUGAUUAUUGGCCAACAAUGUAGGCUACCUAUUAGCUAGACAUGGUGUGGGACAUUUUUCAUUCUCUACUUCUACACACAAGACUUAUUUGGUUUACACUUUGUAAAAUGUUAAAAGCAUUCACAUUAUAGUCAUUUUAAAUGUAUUUAAAUAUAUAUAUAUAUAACACACAGUACCAGUCAAAAAUCUGGACACCUACUCAUUCUUUAUUUUUACUAUUUUCUGUAGAAUAAUAGGGAAGACGUCAAAAUUAUGAAA
Molecule: messenger RNA, 3450 nt
Organism: Oncorhynchus gorbuscha (pink salmon)
Lineage: Eukaryota; Metazoa; Chordata; Actinopteri; Salmoniformes; Salmonidae
Product: phosphatidylinositol 3-kinase regulatory subunit alpha-like
Exons: 16
Coding region: 461-2626 (721 amino acids)
Biological process (GO): phosphatidylinositol phosphate biosynthetic process; insulin receptor signaling pathway
Cellular component (GO): phosphatidylinositol 3-kinase complex
Molecular function (GO): protein binding; 1-phosphatidylinositol-3-kinase regulator activity
Source: RefSeq, a predicted model, not a curated record